This is a messenger RNA of Lactuca virosa, 204 nucleotides long. The record is from the annotation of a GenBank genome assembly. NCBI's taxonomy places the organism in Eukaryota, Viridiplantae, Streptophyta, Magnoliopsida, Asterales, Asteraceae.
AUGUCUGAUCCAACGAGCUUUUUGGAAGGAACAUCUAGUACAAUAACAUCCCAGGAGGUUAUCUAUGAACGUGUACGAAACGAGAUGCGUGGGGAAAUGGAUGCUAAAGCUGCAGAAAUAGAUGCCAAACAACAACAAAUUGAUGCAAAAUAUGAGGCAAUGGAGAAGAUGUAUGCAGCCUUGCAAAAUAUGAUGGGAAAUUGA